AUGGACAAGAAGCCCAGUGAACAGCCUUUCAAGGCUGUCGAAGCUCACGACCAGGCGACUGAGAAGAUCGAACACCUGCCCGACCAUGAGCUCACCACCAUCCCCAGCAACGCCGAGGGCCAUGUCUCCUAUGGCAAGAGCGGCAUGAAGGGUCUCGUCGAGUCCCCCUACGUGCUGGGCGCCGCCUUCCUCGCAUCCAUGGGAGGCUUCUCGUUCGGCUACGACCAGGGCGUCAUCUCCAUCGUGAACGUCAUGGACGAAUUCCACAAGACCUUCCCGCAGUCCAACACGGCAUUCGGCAAGGGUUUCAUGACGGGCAUGCUCGAGUUCGGUGCCUUCCUCGGUUGUUUCUUCAUGCCCACCCUGGCCGACAUGAUCUCGCGAAAGCGCGCCCUCACCGUCGUCGUCGUCAUCUUCAACAUCGGCGCCAUCAUGCAGACGGCUGCGCAGUCGUACGGCGUGCUCGUCGCGGGCAGGACCAUCGGUGGCAUCGGCGUCGGCACUUUGGCCAUGGGCGCACCCAUCUACAUCUCUGAAAUCGCACCCCCGAACCUCCGCGGCACGCUCCUCGUUCUCGAAUCCAUCUCCAUCGUCACCGGCGUCGUCUCCUCCUUCUGGAUAACGUACGGAACACGCCACCUCGAAGGCCAAGCCUCGUUCCGCGUGCCCUUCGGUCUCCAAAUGGUGUGUUCGACCAUCCUCGGAAUCGGCAUCCACUUCUACCCCUACUCGCCGCGUUGGUUGGCGCUGGUGGACCGCCCGCGUGAAGCGCUGCAGAGCCUGUCGCGCCUGCGGAGGCUGCCCGAGACGGACGUGCGCGUGCAGAUGGAACACGCCGACAUUCUCAGCGAGGUCGAGAUCGAGCGCUGCGUGCAGGAGAAGCGCCACCCCGGCGCGAAGCGCCUCAAGCUCGAGGUGCUCGGCUGGUUGGAUCUCUUCCGCAAGAAGGUGUGGCGCCGCACCGCUGUCGGCGUCGGCGUAGCCUUCUUCCAGCAGUUCUCCGGCAUCAACGCUUUCAUUUACUACGCGCCCACCCUCUUCCAGAGCCUCGGACAGAGCGCCGAGAUGAGUUUGGUUCUGUCCGGUGUCUUCAACACUCUGCAGCUCGUCGCCGUGGCCCUGUGUUUCGUCAUCAUCGAUAAGGUGGGCAGGCGGCCGUUGGCCAUCUUCGGCGGUGCUGGCGGUGGUGUCGCGUGGACCAUCAUGGCCGUGUUGACCGGGUUGUACUCCAAGAACUGGUUCGCCAACCCGGCGGCGGGAUGGGCGGCGGCGGCCAUGGCCUUCUGCUUCAUUCUGGUGUUUGGAGUGUCGUAUUCGCCAUUGGGAUGGGCUCUGCCCGCCGAAGUGUUCCCCAACGCAAUGAGAUCGAAGGGUGUGGCCUUGUCGACGGCGGUGAAUUGGUUGUGCAACUUCAUUGUUGGUGUGGCAACGCCGCCGAUGCUGGAAAACCUCGGGUUCGGGACUUAUGUGUUCUUUGGUUUUUGGUGCUACUGCGCUGCCGUCUGGGCUUUCUUCCUUGUGCCCGAAACGAAGGGCAAGACGCUGGAGCAGAUGGACGAGGUCUUUGGAGACUUUGCUGCGCAAGAGGAGAAGGAGAUCAUGAGGCAACAUAUGGCACAGACCAGGGCCACCAUGGUUUCUGAGGUGUGA
Messenger RNA from Diplodia corticola, 1650 nucleotides. RefSeq names its product high-affinity glucose protein. Gene Ontology annotation, molecular function: carbohydrate:proton symporter activity. The record is from RefSeq and is a predicted model, not a curated record. Lineage: Eukaryota; Fungi; Ascomycota; Dothideomycetes; Botryosphaeriales; Botryosphaeriaceae. The transcript is spliced from 3 exons. Gene Ontology annotation, cellular component: membrane. Bases 1 to 1650 code for a protein of 549 amino acids. Gene Ontology annotation, biological process: carbohydrate transport; transmembrane transport.